Molecule: messenger RNA, 717 nt
Organism: Pisolithus orientalis
Lineage: Eukaryota; Fungi; Basidiomycota; Agaricomycetes; Boletales; Pisolithaceae
Exons: 1
Source: RefSeq, a predicted model, not a curated record
AUGGAGCACAUCCAUACUUCCGUCUCUGGACACUUUCGUUUCGUCACCUUUUCUCAUCGCUGGGGUGAAGGCGAGCCAUUGUUGCGCGACAUCGACGGUCGCUCGAUAUAUGAGAUGUCAUCCAAGGGAGGGCUCGGAAAGCUCCAAGCCCUUUGUCGUCGUGCUUGUGAGCAGGAAUACUUUUGGGCGUGGAGCGACACGUGUUGCAUAGACAAAGAUAGCAGUGCGGAGCUGCAAGAAGCGAUAGGAUCGAUGUUCGCAUGGUAUCGACAGUCCGCCCUGACGGUCGUUCACCUCUCUGAUGUUUCCGAUACCGGCUCGUUUGGGAACAGCGAAUGGUUUACACGUGGGUGGACCCUCCAAGAACUACUGGCCCCUGCAACCGUACUAUUCUACACCCAAGACUGGUCGCUCUAUAAGAACCUCACGCGUGCAAACCAUAAGAACGAUGUCGCUGUGCUGGAAGAACUGCAAAAGGCGACUGGAAUAGAGUCCCGUUUCCUCACCAGCUUUUCUCCGGGUAUGGAUGAUGCCCGUUCGAGACUCCAAUGGGCGUCGAAGCGUUGUACUACCCGGCCUGAGGAUAUCGCCUAUUCACUUUUCGGGAUCUUCAAUCUCCACAUGCCCAUUUUAUAUGGGGAAUCUCCUGAGAACGCACUUGGCCGUCUCCUAGCGGAAAUCAUAUCGCAUUCUGGGGACAUCUCUAUUCUAGAUUGG